CGUGCAGCAGACUGCAGUCUCCAUCAGUGCACUGGCAGGUGGGGAGGAUCCACAGACAGGACCGCCACCAUGGUUUUCUUCUCAGUUUUAGCUGUUUUGGCUCUGGUGGUUUCAGCUGAAGGUCGAGUUGGACCGAGCACAAACACCAGCUUYUGCACCGAGUCUAAGGAGUGUCUGGAGUACGAGCUGGUCUGCAAAACAGAUGAGUACGAAGUGCGACGCUACAGCCCCACCUGCUGGGUGUCGACUGAUGCCGAGGCRUAUUUCAUGGGGGUGGGUGCAGCUAUGGCUUUCAGGAGACUGUUCCAGUACAUCACCGGAGCAAAUGAAGGAGGUGUUCAGAUGGAGAUGACCGCCCCAGUUUUGGUGAAGGUCCCAGAGGAGACCAAGAUGUGGGAACCAGCAGUGUACACGCUCAGCUUCCCUCUGCCGGCGGCCCAUCAGGACAAACCGCCGGCGCCCACUAACGACAAGCUGUAUUUCACCGAGAUGCCAGAGAUGUUUGUGUACGUGAGGAGUUACGGAGGCUGGAUGCUGUCGGUCACCUCCAGGCUUCAUGCUCACAUGCUGACGAAGGAACUGGAGAGAGUGCGCGCUUCCUACAACCACAGUUAUCACUACGGAGUCGGUUACGACAGCCCCUUGAAGUUGCUGGACAGGCAUAAUGAGGUUUGGUACGUGGCCGAGGGAGAGCCGGUCUGCACAGACCCACAGGAACCGACUCCCGCUCACACGCCUCGUCUGAAUCCAACCCACCUGUUUCCAGACUCCCCGUCGGACCCCCUCCCACUCGUGCUCUCUGAUUCACCCUCACUUAUCCCGUCUGACCUGUCCGUUAACACAACGUCCAACUCCUCCUCYCUGCUGCCCUCUGAUGGACCUGCUGUCCCCCCAUCUGAAACACCAGUCAACGCUUCGUCCCAUCUGCUCCCUGACCCUACAACCAGCCACCCUGCCCCCUCCGCCCCAGCCUCCUUGGACCUGGCAGCCAACUCCUCGGAGCUCGUGUCUGUGGGUCCGUCGUUGGAGCCACAGCAGGAUGCUGRCGUGUGGAGCACCACCGUUCUCAGCACCGCGGACACACAAGCUGAACGUAACAUGGAGGCUGAUACGGAUGAAGCCCAUUAGCAGCCGUCUGGUUGUAUAACUCCAGGUAUCAACGUGGAUUAAUGCUAGAAAAAAACACACAAAAUGUGUUUAAUAGACAGUAAUAAUGCACUCUUCGUCUAUUUUUCUCUUUGUCUGUGCAUUACAACAACUCCUCCKUAUGACACUUGUGUUGCUUAAAAAGAGAGUCUGUGGAAAGAUUAUUGAUCAACAAUAUCUUACCUGCUGUAGACAGCUUUUUGAACAACCUCUAUUGGUGAAAAUAGCUUAAAUCUGACCCCAYUGAUGAGAUAAUGACUUGACCAAGCAGGGCUAAGUCCAAAGAGUGAUUUAUUUUAGAAAGGGAAGUUGUGKGUUGUGACUAAAGGAUAUAACAACGACUUUAUUAAAGCAGCAGCCCAAACAUCAAAUUUAAAUGCAGAGAUACAACAAAAACAUUUUCAGCUGUAGCACUGAGGGUGACAUAAAGAAAAACAGUCUGUUGUUAAGCUUCAAUAUUAACGUUGCUGAAAAUCAUUGCUUUGACACUGGAAAUUAAUAGCCACCAUGAAAAUGUUCCUCUGAUAAACCUUUAUAACCUUGUACACCACCGUCAGUUUCACGUUUAAUAGUUACUUAUUCAGUGGUUCRUUGCAGCUAGCUGUAGCACAUCCUGUGCAGUUUCAGACACUUUCAGCUGACAUAUUAUAAUAUUUUUGCCAAAAUAGGUUUGUAGAUUGGAGUCUAAGCUUCGUCUUUUCAGAUCAGUCAGGAUGAAACUCUUAUUUUUUUUUCCAAAUUGAGGUCAUCCAAAGGUCUUUCCAACACAGGGGAUUUUUAUAACCUUUCCACAGAACCUCACUUUAAAACAUCUGAACUAUCUCUUUAAGUUCUACUGUAACUUUACAACCACAUCCUCCUGCAUCAGCAAACAUAAGAGCUUCCUCUUCAUCAUCCUGAGGUUAUCAAAUCGCUGCGUCUUCCUGCUGAAUGAGCUGCAUCAUAUGUGUUAGUUUGAACAUUUAUUGUGUYGAUUACUGAAGCUACAGCUGCUAAAUGCAGUUCAUCCCACGGCGCUGUUAGAACGUCAACGUAAAUCUGUGUAACUGAUAAAUACAGCGCUGGGACUAGCCACGGCUACAUCAGAGGAAAGUGGAAUUUGUGUCAUUAGAGCUCACUGAAACGUUCUACCCAGCUUUAACUUUCUCUAAGAUUUAAUAGUGAAUUUCACAAUAACGUGUUCUGUGUGUAACAACAUGAAGUGGGAUCUUUGCUGCAACGUUGCACCAAGCUAACAGUAACACUUAGCAAAUAAUCUUUAAUGUUUUACUCAUAGCAACACAAAGUUUUCCUCGUCAGCAAAUAUUAGCUGAACUCUGUCUUUUCUGCUUAAUGUUGCUUACUUUGAAAGCAACAUUAGUUCAAGUAAAGAUAAAUAUGGAAAAUUUAAUUAAAACUCAUCCAAAAAGCAUUUAGCCAUUUUUUUAAUGCCGACUUGACACACAUGGAAAAACAGGAGUUGAACAGAUCGAUCUUCUGGUUCWUAUCAACCAGAACGUUUUCCUUUUUGAACAGAAUCUAAUGUGAUUUUUGAAAGUAAACAACUCUAGUCUUUACUAGUUACAGCUUGCUUACAGCGUUCAUACUUGUGUAAAAAAUAUCUUCAUAAAGUCUGAAGAUGUUUUCUUUGAUAGAGUCGAUGUAGAGGAAAGCUUUUGCUGUCCUUUUUCUGGUUUCCUAUCGCCGCUUUUAGGACAGGCAUGCUAUGUAUGAGAUAGUAUGUGGACAUUUAUUUGUUUCUGUAGGAAAAUGUAAAAUGGCACUUUGAGGUGCUUUAUGGCGAAAGAAAACAAUUGUUUUUGUGUUUAUCUUUAAAAUGAACUUUGUCACCUAUCUUAGCUUAUGCACAGAAAACAAAAAAGAGAUAAUCUGUACUCUUCUUCCUGUGAAAUAAAAUAACAAUAAAAAAAACAAUAAAAAUUUUUAGAUUUGAACUGGCAUUGAUCUUCAGAACGCACCACAAGCUGUGUAAGCCUUUGCUGUAAUUAGGACUGCACCAAAGAUCCCAGAGAAUUACACCUGAUCACACCGAUGCAAUAAGAAAUAUGUAUGUUAAUGAAGAACACUCUGUACCAAUGCAUCUCAGAGCUGCAUACUGAAUGUUCUGGAAAAAAACAAUAAAAACACAAACUCUUGUUGAA
This is a messenger RNA of Austrofundulus limnaeus, 3287 nucleotides long. It is a transcript of the gene soul5l, whose product is annotated as heme-binding protein soul5, like. Gene Ontology annotation, molecular function: heme binding. Bases 70 to 1128 code for a protein of 352 amino acids. The record is from RefSeq and is a predicted model, not a curated record. NCBI's taxonomy places the organism in Eukaryota, Metazoa, Chordata, Actinopteri, Cyprinodontiformes, Rivulidae. The transcript is spliced from 7 exons.